Messenger RNA from Prionailurus viverrinus (fishing cat), 8282 nucleotides. RefSeq names its product cytoplasmic linker associated protein 1 (gene CLASP1). NCBI's taxonomy places the organism in Eukaryota, Metazoa, Chordata, Mammalia, Carnivora, Felidae. The transcript has 42 exons. Gene Ontology annotation, molecular function: microtubule binding; kinetochore binding. Gene Ontology annotation, biological process: mitotic spindle assembly. Bases 589 to 5148 code for a protein of 1519 amino acids. Gene Ontology annotation, cellular component: cytoplasmic microtubule; mitotic spindle; microtubule organizing center. The record is from RefSeq and is a predicted model, not a curated record.
GUUCUCGGAGGAGGCGAAAGCUCCUGGGACUUGCAGCUCCAGAAGCCCAGUACAGGCCGGCUGGCGCCUGCGCGGGGCGUUACCAUAGAGAGCAGCCGCCUCUCUGGUCUCGGUUUACAUUCUCUAUGGUCCAGCCGGGUCGGUGGCGGUAAAAGGGAGACUGCACUGCGCAGGCGCUCUCGGCUUCUAUUUUUUUUUUUUUUUUUUUUUUAAUCCCCGCACCAAGCGCUUAACCUCAUUGGGGUGGAGGAGAAGGCGGCGGCUGUCUGGUCCGCAGCGGCAACAGUAGCGAAUAAUACGGCUAAUGGACUGCUGAAUUAUGAAGAAUUUCAGACCCAAGAGUAGAACCUCGCUCUGCCACUCACUCCUUUAUCUCCUGCUAGUUAUUUAAAUUGGACUUUUAAUAUCCUACCAGCUGCUCUUCAGACACACAUGGUGCAUUGUUGCCAUUCCCCGGAUUGCAUCUUUGAAACACAGGCUCUUAGUAACCCUCAGCGAACAAAGAGGCAACCUCCCGGGUACGUUUACUGGGAGGGUGUCACCCUGACUGCCCUCUAGCUUCUGCUGGAUCUGGAUUUGAAUUCCACCAUGGAGCCUCGCAUGGAGUCCUGCCUGGCACAGGUGUUGCAGAAGGAUGUGGGGAAACGACUGCAGGUUGGCCAAGAACUUAUAGACUAUUUCUCAGACAAACAGAAGUCUGCUGACCUUGAGCAUGACCAGACCAUGUUAGAUAAACUUGUGGAUGGGCUCGCUACCUCUUGGGUGAACUCUAGCAAUUACAAGGUGGUUCUUCUCGGCAUGGACAUCCUGUCUGCGCUGGUCACCCGGCUGCAGGAUCGGUUCAAGGCGCAGAUUGGCACAGUGUUGCCAAGUUUAAUAGACAGACUGGGAGAUGCUAAAGACUCUGUGCGAGAGCAAGACCAGACUCUGCUGCUGAAGAUCAUGGAUCAAGCUGCUAAUCCCCAGUAUGUGUGGGACCGGAUGCUGGGAGGCUUCAAGCACAAGAAUUUCCGGACUCGGGAAGGCACGUGCCUCUGCCUUGUUGCCACACUCAAUGCCUCUGGAGCACACACUUUAACACUAAGCAAGAUUGUGCCACAUAUAUGUAACUUACUUGGAGACCCCAACAGCCAGGUUCGAGAUGCAGCAAUAAACAGCUUAGUGGAAAUUUACAGACAUGUAGGAGAACGUGUGAGGGCAGAUCUCAGUAAAAAAGGAUUACCACAGUCCCGGUUGAAUGUAAUUUUUACAAAAUUUGAUGAAGUCCAAAAAUCUGGAAACAUGAUCCAAUCAGCAAACGAUAAAAAUUUUGAUGAUGAAGAUUCUGUGGAUGGUAAUAGACCUUCCUCUGCUAGUUCUACAUCAUCCAAAGCUCCACCCAGCUCAAGGAGAAACGUUGGAAUGGGGACCACCCGCCGGCUUGGUUCCUCCUCUCUUGGAUCCAAGUCUUCAGCUGCAAAAGAAGGAGCUGGUGCUGUUGAUGAAGAGGACUUUAUUAAAGCAUUUGAUGACGUACCUGUAGUACAGAUUUAUUCCAGCCGAGACCUGGAGGAGUCCAUAAACAAGAUUAGGGAAAUAUUAUCUGAUGACAAGCAUGAUUGGGAGCAAAGAGUAAAUGCUCUGAAAAAGAUCAGAUCUUUACUUUUGGCUGGUGCCGCUGAGUACGAUAACUUCUUUCAACAUCUGCGUCUUUUGGACGGAGCCUUUAAACUAUCUGCUAAGGACCUGCGGUCUCAGGUAGUGCGGGAAGCUUGCAUCACAUUGGGGCAUCUGUCAUCAGUUCUGGGAAAUAAAUUUGACCAUGGAGCUGAAGCCAUUAUGCCAACUAUCUUUAAUUUAAUUCCAAACAGUGCCAAAAUUAUGGCCACUUCCGGUGUUGUAGCUGUUAGGUUAAUCAUUCGGCACACACACAUCCCUAGGCUAAUACCUGUCAUAACAAGCAACUGUACCUCUAAGUCUGUCGCAGUUAGAAGGCGCUGUUUUGAAUUUUUAGAUUUACUUUUACAAGAAUGGCAGACACAUUCACUGGAACGACACAUAUCAGUAUUAGCCGAAACAAUAAAGAAGGGAAUACACGAUGCCGAUUCCGAAGCAAGGAUAGAAGCCAGAAAGUGCUACUGGGGUUUCCACAGUCACUUCAGCAGAGAAGCAGAGCAUUUGUACCACACCUUGGAGUCCUCCUACCAGAAAGCCCUGCAGUCCCACCUGAAGAACUCGGACAGCAUCGUGUCUCUGCCGCAGUCCGACCGCUCGUCCUCAAGCUCUCAAGAGAGUCUAAAUCGGCCACUCUCUGCCAAAAGAAGUCCUACCGGGAGCACCACCUCUAGAGCUUCUACGGUCAGCACCAAAUCCGUGUCAACGACCGGGUCCCUCCAGCGGUCUCGAAGCGAUAUUGACGUGAACGCAGCAGCCAGUGCCAAGUCCAAGGUCUCAUCGGCCUCGGGUGCUACGCCUUUCAGCUCUGCAGCGGCCUUGCCUCCGGGGUCCUACGCCUCCUUAGAGUCCAGACACAUGAGGGAAGAUAUGGAGUCCAUAGGCCAUGACUCAGACGGUACUUCCACUAAAGCGGAGGGUCGGAUCCGCACGAGACGGCAGAGCUCCGGGAGUGCCACCAGUGUCGCCACCACACCUGAUAACCGAGGCCGCAGUCGCGCCAAAGUGGUUUCACAGUCCCAGCGAUCCAGAUCUGCUAAUCCUGCUGGUGCUGGCAGCCGGUCAAGUUCCCCAGGAAAAUUGUUGGGAAGUAGUUAUGGUGGCCUUGCCGGGGGUUCCUCAAGAGGCCCGCCCGUGACUCCCUCUUCAGAGAAACGAAGCAAGAUCCCCAGGAGUCAGGGAUGUAGCCGAGAAACCAGUCCAAACCGGAUAGGAUUAGACCGGUUUGGGCUUGGCCAGGCAGGAAGAAUACCUGGCUCUGUGAAUGCCAUGCGGGUUUUGAGCACGAGUACAGACCUUGAAGCUGCUGUCGCUGAUGCUUUGCUGUUAGGAGACUCCAGGAGCAAGAAGAAGCCGGUGAGGAGGAGGUAUGAGCCGUACGGGAUGUAUUCUGAUGACGAUGCCAACAGCGAUGCCUCAAGCGUUUGCUCUGAGCGCUCGUACGGCUCCAGGAACGGCGGCAUUCCCCACUAUCUGCGGCAGACCGAGGACGUAGCAGAAGUUCUCAACCACUGUGCCAGUUCCAACUGGUCGGAAAGGAAAGAAGGGCUUCUCGGCCUGCAGAACUUGCUGAAGAGCCAAAGAACACUGAGUCGAGUAGAAUUGAAAAGACUGUGUGAGAUCUUCACUCGAAUGUUUGCUGACCCUCACAGCAAGAUUGCUGAUUCAGAACCAGAAUAUGAGGAUAAAGAAGGAAAUUUGUUUCCAUCAGAAGGCUCUUGUACAAGAGUUUUCAGUAUGUUUUUGGAGACUCUGGUGGAUUUUAUAAUAAUUCAUAAGGACGACUUACAAGACUGGCUUUUUGUUCUUCUCACACAAUUACUUAAGAAAAUGGGGGCAGAUUUACUUGGAUCUGUGCAAGCAAAAGUUCAAAAGGCUCUAGAUGUCACAAGGGACUCCUUUCCAUUUGACCAACAGUUUAACAUUUUGAUGAGAUUUAUUGUGGAUCAAACUCAAACUCCUAACCUCAAGGUCAAAGUUGCAAUCCUGAAGUACAUCGAGUCCCUCGCUAGGCAGAUGGAUCCAACGGAUUUUGUAAACUCUAGUGAGACGAGGCUUGCAGUUUCUAGAAUUAUAACCUGGACGACAGAACCAAAGAGUUCAGACGUGAGAAAGGCAGCACAAAUUGUGCUGAUCUCUCUGUUUGAAUUGAACACUCCCGAAUUUACCAUGUUACUUGGUGCCUUGCCAAAAACCUUCCAGGAUGGUGCCACCAAACUCCUGCAUAACCACCUCAAGAACUCUAGUAACACCAGUGUGGGCUCUCCGAGCAAUACAAUUGGCCGGACUCCCUCCCGACACACCAGCAGCAGGACCAGCCCCCUGACCUCACCCACCAACUGUUCCCACGGGGGCCUGUCUCCCAGCAUGCUGGAAUAUGAUACAGAGAACCUGAACUCUGAAGAAAUUUACAGUUCUCUGCGUGGAGUUACAGAAGCCAUUGAAAAGUUUAGUUUUCGAAGCCAAGAGGAUCUGAACGAGCCAAUUAAGCGAGAUGGCAAAAAGGACUGUGACAUUGUGUCCCGCGAUGGUGGAGUUGCGUCGCCUGCCACGGAGGGCCGGGGAGGCAGUGAUGUGGUGGAAGGAGGCAGAACGGCCCUGGACAACAAGACAUCCCUCCUCAACACCCAGCCCCCCCGCGCCUUCCCUGGGCCACGGGCGCGAGACUACAAUCCCUACCCCUACUCGGACACCAUCAACGCCUAUGACAAGACAGCCCUGAAGGAGGCCGUGUUCGAUGAUGACAUGGAGCAGCUUCGAGAUGUGCCCAUUGACCAUUCUGACUUGGUGGCUGACCUUCUGAAAGAGCUGUCCAACCACAACGAGCGGGUGGAGGAACGGAAAGGCGCCCUGCUGGAGCUGCUCAAAAUCACCCGGGAAGACAGCCUGGGUGUCUGGGAGGAGCACUUCAAGACCAUUCUGCUCCUGCUGCUGGAGACGCUCGGAGACAAAGACCAUUCCAUCCGAGCACUAGCAUUGAGAGUUCUACGGGAAAUUCUGAGAAACCAGCCCGCAAGAUUUAAGAACUAUGCCGAGCUGACGAUUAUGAAGACUCUGGAAGCCCACAAAGACUCCCAUAAGGAGGUGGUGAGAGCAGCCGAGGAGGCAGCGUCCACGCUGGCCAGCUCCAUCCACCCAGAGCAGUGUAUCAAAGUCCUCUGCCCCAUCAUCCAGACGGCCGACUACCCCAUCAACCUCGCCGCCAUCAAGAUGCAGACCAAAGUCGUCGAGAGGAUCGCCAAGGAGUCCUUGCUGCAGCUCCUCGCCGACAUCAUCCCGGGCUUGCUGCAGGGUUAUGACAACACCGAAAGCAGUGUGCGUAAGGCCAGCGUGUUUUGCUUAGUGGCGAUUUAUUCCGUAAUCGGAGAAGAGCUGAAACCUCACCUCGCACAGCUCACGGGGAGCAAGAUGAAGCUACUCAACUUAUACAUAAAGAGGGCCCAAACCACAAACAGCAACAGCAGCUCCUCCUCCGACGUGUCCACACACAGCUAAUGGCAGCGCCAGAGUCUCUUUCUGUCGCCCUAGAAGCAAUCGGUGGUGCCUCUCAGAGACCUUCCCCGCCCCCCCCCCCCCGCCCCCCCAUCGGCUGCCCAGUCAGUACACGGAGGCCCGCAGAUAUUUAUUACAAUCAGUAUUUUGGUCCCUUCCAGCUUUUGUGUAGAAUCUUACUGGUAUUGAAUGUAAAGGAAGCAAGGCCUGUUUUGCAGUCUUCGUAUGAAACAAGCGGAAUAAGAAAAGAGCCAUACUUACCCAUGUCUUGUACAGCCUGCUGAGAUCAUAAAACCAUGUGUGUGGGGUGCAGUUUUCGCAAAUCAGAGCUCUCUAGCCAAUACGUGGUAGAAAGUAGCAUUUUCUCUUAGUUAAUAACAUUGAGGAGGGUGUGUUAAUUUGUGUUUCUAUCUCAUCUUCGCUUACUUCUUCUGGACACGGCCUGUGACACCAGGAAAGGGUCGUACGUCCUUCAGUUGGAUUUCGUACGUCCUUCAGUUGGAUUGUGAGACCUACUAAGAACGUGAGUCAAAUCCCGGCAAGAAACAAACAGAAGCCUGAAGACCGUCUUUUAACAAACACGUGGGAUUUUGCUUGUACACUUUUCUGGACUGGAGGCCCAGGGCCCCCUCCUCAGGCCCCUUCCAGGACGGGCUCCCAGCGCCUCUGAACCCUCCACUCGUGCUAUCCCCACCCAGAGCUUCUACUCGAAAGAAUUGUUUCUUCCGUUUAAAUCCAAACAGAAAAGUCCAGGUAAAUGUGUAGCAUCCCUUAGGGGGAGUGCCUAAAGUGGCAUUUCGUGAAGCCUGGAAGAUACAAGAGAAGGGGUGUGUGUGUUUAUUUCACUACGCAGAUGUUGGGGAAACACUAUGUUAACAGGGCCUCCCCUGUGGCCCUGCUGCUUGGUUGGGCUUUUUCGAUUCAGCACCGUCUCCUCUCCUGUCCCCCAGCCUCCACCUCAGCUGCUCAGUUCGAAGUGUUCUGGCCAGUCUGAUAAAUGAUAACUCUGCCACCCCAGUUUUGACUUCUUGGUUUCAUUUGGGAUUAGGAUCGAAGGAAAAUCUAGAGAGACCAGGUAUCAGAAUCCUUUUUUUUAAUUUUAUGGACGGAAGUACUUCCUUGAUCAUCUGUUGAAAUAGUGGUUUGAGGAAAAAGCAAUGGUGAGUGGCACAUUGCGGGAAAACAAGAUUUGAAACCCAGUUUUAACGUUUCUUCACUGAGAAAUUACCAGAGAAACUACCCUUCCUAAACAUUUUUCUUAAGGGUUUCACUCUCCAAUAAAAGGGACUAUAAAGAUUAGAGUCUGGUUAAAAUAAGUUUUGAGUAAAAUUCUUCAAGUGAAAUGGAAAUUCUUGUUGCAGUCGUGAAGCCUUCUAUCCUCUCUAAAUUGAACUGGGUUUUCCCUGAGGAAAAUGCCUGUUCUGGUGUUACUUUGUAAUGAGGUGUUUGCUGUUCUGAUGCAGAACCCCCCUUGCAGCCAGAAGCACCCAGAAGCAGAGACUGGGCGGUGGUCCCGCUGCCACCUACAGACCGCCCCCCAAUCUCUGACCCUCCCGCCUUGUUUGGAAGUUGCAACACUGUAGCACACACAACUCAUUUUCACUCAGAAGGUAUUUUUAGAUACUUUAUUUGGAACUAGGCACUGAAAACAAAGGUCCAGGAACAGUGAAGCCAGGGUGCCUUCACUGAGAGAGAGUGUGAGAGAGAGAGAGUGUGUGUGUGUGUGUGUGUGCGAGUGUGUGUGUGUGUGUGUGUGUGUGUGUGUGUGUGUGUGUAGGGGGUAUCUUGCACUUGGAGGGAAGUACCCCGCUGCUGCUGUUGAAGGAACUUCAGGGGUGCAUUUUAAGUGGUUGAAUAUUAUUGACUUAUUUUUGGCUCAAAACAUAGCAGGACCAGGCCUUACUUUCAUUGAUAAAUGACGUUUGUUAAUAUCUCACUAAUGGGAUUUCCUUUUUACACUCGACAAGUGAGUCAGGGCACCUUUUGAUUACUCCUCUGUUGUAGAAAUGUGCGUUCUGCUAGGUUAUUUAUGAGUUCUUGUAUGCCUCAUGCGUUUGGAAAGACCUUGCCCCUUGAACUCUGUGACUCCCUGCCUCAUGGGCCCCCCCUUCCCCCCCCGCCUGCAGCUGGGAAGAAGCUUGAACAUUGCCGAAUGUCCUCAUUGUACUCACAAAGGGCUAGCCUCGAAUGUCACUUCCCCGACCUUCAAUCUCCCCACCUAGAGAGGGAUACAAUCACAGGUCUCUUGGCCUCAAUCAGAACUGCUGCCCACGCCGGCACCGCCACCGCCACCGCCACCGGGGAGACUCGCAUGCCGCCGCCACCACCUCACCGGGAGGGAGCCGCGCCCGCCGCCGCCCCCCAAGCCCCGACAGCUGCCUCGCCUUGCCGCCGCCUCCCUGCAGGGCUCCUGUUUGGACGAAACACCCAAAACUGCGAAACCGUGUUUGCCUCCCCUGUUUACCCGACAGUCCGGGGGACCCCGAAGAGCCCCGCCCCCCCCCCCACCCCCCCACCCCCCCACCGCCCCAUGCCCUCCCUCUGCAGGCCUCGGUGCGCCCCGCAGGCUGCGGUGGGCGCGGGCACGCAGCUUUGUUCAAGUUCGAGUCCACUGUGUGUGCUUCCGCGCGGGCCGCAGGCAGCCCAGGACGGCCUCUCUGUGGCUCCUCACUGGCUUGUCCUACCCUGCGCAGGUAAUGCAACCAAUUUUGGUCUCAUCAGUCUGGUUUUUUUCCCCUGCCGCCCUUUAUUUAUCGAGCAUAAUACUACACGUGAAAGAACAGCAAAUAAGAACUUUGUAGAAUCCCACCAGGACUUUGCUAACAAUGAUAUUUGGAAAAUAGAAAAAAAAAAUGCUCUGAAAACUAGCAGCCACCAAAAUAGUUUUGUUGGCACUGUGUUCACACGCAUGGUCCCCACACCCCCAGGUUGGGUUUUUGGGUUUCGUUUUCGUUUUCGGGGGGCUUUUCAUGUUACAUCCAUAUCUGUAUUUAUAUCUUAUUUGUUUCACUCUCAAGUGUAUCAUGGCAAAUGUACAGAUUUUUUUUGUUAAUAAUGUGCUAGGAUUUGCUAAAAAAGAAAACAACAAAAAAAAAAACCCUUUUGAGUUUGCCCUAGAAUAAAUGAAUCUUAAUUCA